This is a messenger RNA of Linnemannia hyalina, 1395 nucleotides long. The record is from the annotation of a GenBank genome assembly. Lineage: Eukaryota; Fungi; Mortierellomycota; Mortierellomycetes; Mortierellales; Mortierellaceae.
AUGGCUGUUCAGAACAAGGCCACACGUUGCAUGAUCACUAAGGCAGUCGCCGCUAUUUUACUCUUGGCCCCUUUCCUGGUUGUCCCAACCUGCGGACAGCAGAGCACGGCCUGUGUCACGACCUACGACCCCACUGAGGACUACUUCCUUGACAAGUCCCAAGUCGACGGCGGCGCAUUGUUCAGCAUCACCUACAACCUAAACUACAAAGUCGUUAAAAACACCUCCCUCAACACCACCUACAUCCUUACUCAAUGCGGAACUCCCACCCCAAAUGCAACCAUCGUACCUCGAACAAACACCACCAUCUUUAUCCAAAUCCCCGUCACCAACCUUGCCUCCCUCGCCACCACUGCUGUCUCUUAUAUCGAAAUGCUUGGGAAACAGGCAGCCAUCAAGGCUGUUGACACUGAGGGGUUGGUUUCUUCCCCAUGUGUCCAGGCGGGAUUGGAGAAGGGCACGAUUGUGGGGUUGGAGGAUUCGAAUAGUACAUUGAGGGCUGAACAGAUGACGAAGGUCGAUGUUGUGUUUAGUUCGUAUGGUGUUGACCCUGGGACGGAGAACAAGACGGUGAUUACUUCUGAGGUUGAGGACUCGAGCCCCUUGAACCGCGCGGAAUGGCUCGAGUUCUACGCAACGUUCUUCAAUGCCGAAAAAGUCGCCCAAACCCUCACAGCCUCAAUCAACAACAACUACAACUGCUACAAAUCCGCCGCAACAACAAAAGCAACCGCAAAACCAAUCAUCGCCUGGGCUUCAUACGACGCACCUUCCUCUUACAACAACAACACUGCAUCUUGGCUCCUCUCGAGUGCUACUUACAAAAGUAUUCUCUCCACUGAUGCUGGUGCGACCUUCUUUAACGGUACUGAUUCUUCUAGCUUCUCGACCUCUGCUGCUUUUGCGACCGCGGUUCAGACGGUCGAUAUCCUGAUUGAUGAAUCCGUCAGUGGAUCUACAUACGACGCCUUCUUGGAGAAUUACCAACUCUCUACCACAGCCGCACCCGGAUCCACUCUGAAGUUCAUCCAGAACAAGGCUGUUUUUAGAGAAGAUGGACUGGUCAACCCCAACGACGGCCGUGAUUGGUUCGGAGGCGCCGUGGCCAUGGACGACGCCGUCCUUCAGGACCUUGUCCGUGCUGUCCAUCCGGAACUGUUCACGAUAUCGCAAUAUAACUGGAUCCGUAACAUUGCCAAGAAUGAGACCAUGCAGCUGUUGACGAGCGCUAAUUGUACUGCUGCCGAUACGACUACCCCUGUCCCUGACCGCGCCUUGUCCUGUGCCAGUCUGAAGGCUGGAGGAGGAUCCGGAAGUGGAAACAGUGCGAACGGUCUUGCCAGUGGUAUUUUGACCCUGGCUCUUGGUCUGCUUGCAGCUCUAGCCAUCCUCUAA